Molecule: messenger RNA, 1694 nt
Organism: Mercenaria mercenaria
Lineage: Eukaryota; Metazoa; Mollusca; Bivalvia; Venerida; Veneridae
Product: CCR4-NOT transcription complex subunit 11-like
Exons: 12
Coding region: 156-1535 (459 amino acids)
Biological process (GO): negative regulation of translation; mRNA catabolic process
Cellular component (GO): CCR4-NOT complex
Source: RefSeq, a predicted model, not a curated record
AGAAAAUCAGGCAACGUAGUUAUCAUUUACGAUAAUAUACAGCGGCAUUGUCAUUACCGUCUAUGUUAUUGUUGUAUCAAUAACAUGAUUUCCGUUGGUGUGUUAGAAAUGUAACUCAUUAUCUGUAAAAGUUUCGAGAAUCUGCGAGAUUAAAAAUGGGAUCCAACAUGGCGCUCUCCUUGAAAGAAUUGGCUUCUCUUUUGAGUGUCUUGUCAGAGGAUGCUACACAGACACAAGCCUUCGAGUCAAUAGCUACAAGUUUCCAUCACUAUUUCCAGAAACAAGACCACUUUAAAGUUGGAAGUGCACUGGUGCUGUUGCUACAGAACAGAGAUCUGCUUCCACACCCCACACAGAAAUUAGCAGCCAUCUUUCUCCUGUAUGAGAUGUACAGAGUUGAUCAGCCCAUUGCAGCAAAUCCAUUCGCAUCAGUGUUUGUCCAUCUUUUGAACCCACCCACAGAGAACCAGGAUGAAGGACAAUACAACCUUCAUUGGGCAAUACCCGCCAUCUCUCCCGCAGAGAAAUAUUUCCUCUCACAACUUAUAUCAAGCCCUACCAAAGAGUUAUUUAAGAAAACACCAACACAGACCAUUCAGAUGGAUGUUGGAAAUAUGCAGAACUUCGAUGUGAGUGGUUUAAUGUUGGCACUGACAGAAAGACAUUCGGAGAUGCCAGCUACCAAUAAGUCAGCCAUGCCUGUUGUCGUACCUGAUCCUGAUAAUAAACCUACAACAUUUGAACAGUUUGGGAAGCCUGGUGUGAUCAAUCCAGAUGUACAGAGACAGUGUAUAGAAGCAUUGCUGACAUCAAAUAAACCCCCAGUCGAGAAUUGUAUGAGACCCGAGUUUAUACGACUUGCCCCACCCUUACAUAUAGCAGAAGAUGAGCUUGCAUGGUUGAACCCAACAGAUGUAGAAUACAAUAUAGCCUGGGACAAUACAAUGUGUGUUAGUAGCUCUGUUGGGGCUGAAGUUAGACGGUUGAUGACAAAGGCUUUCAAAGGACCUUUGACCCCGCCACAACAACAACAACUCCUUGUAGAGCUAGAAAAAGACCCGAAACUUGUGUAUCAUAUAGGGCUUACACCAGCAAAGUUACCAGAUCUGGUAGAAAACAAUCCAAUAGUUGCAAUAGAGGUUCUCCUCAAGCUGAUGCAGUCAAAUCAAAUUACAGAAUACUUUUCAGUACUUGUCAAUAUGGAAAUGUCAUUACAUUCAAUGGAAGUUGUUAACAGACUGACAACAGCUGUUGAGUUACCAUCCGAGUUUAUUCAUCUGUACAUUUCUAACUGUAUUACAACCUGUGAGACAAUAAAAGAUAGAUACAUGCAAAACAGAUUGGUACGGCUUGUCUGUGUUUUUCUGCAGUCACUAAUCAGGAACAAAAUUAUUGAUGUAAAGGAUAUAUUUAUUGAGGUACAGGCAUUUUGUAUAGAGUUCAGUCGUAUUCGUGAAGCAGCCGGCUUGUUUAGACUUCUUAAAUCAUUGGACAGUGAGGACCCUAAAGCUGUAGGUCAAGUGAAAACAUCCUAGUUGAUAGUGUAACAAAAUAUGAAUAUAAUAUAUCUGCAAUAUUAGCAAAGUGCUAUUGACUGGACACUGGAGAUACCAUUGCUGUUGCAAGUUCAUUCAUAGGAGAAAAAAAUCUGAAGACUGAAAGAGAUGUAAAUAAUUCAGCAAAGAUGAAGUGAU